Pseudoliparis swirei is the source of this 2498-nucleotide messenger RNA. It is a transcript of the gene slc44a1a, whose product is annotated as solute carrier family 44 member 1a. The record is from RefSeq and is a predicted model, not a curated record. The transcript is spliced from 16 exons. The coding region runs from base 153 to 2105 and encodes 650 amino acids. Gene Ontology annotation, biological process: transmembrane transport. Lineage: Eukaryota; Metazoa; Chordata; Actinopteri; Perciformes; Liparidae. Gene Ontology annotation, cellular component: membrane. Gene Ontology annotation, molecular function: transmembrane transporter activity.
AUCAGCCCACAUUUGACUUCUUCUGCAUUUACCUGCGGCUGCAGCUCCCAAAGGGCGGCCAGGAGUUCAGCGCAGCCGCAGAGCGACACGCGGGACCGAGGGGAACUUUACGUUGUGUUCAGUGAACGUAAAGAGUUAUAAAGUUGUUCAUUAUGGGAUGUUGCAGCAGCGCCGAGGUGAAGCGCGACUGGAAGCCUCUGGAGGAGAGAUGCUGCACCGACGUCCCCUGGCUGAUCGUGUUCCUGCUGUUCUGCAUCGGGAUGGUGUGCGUCUGCGCCUACCCCAUCGCCACCGGCGCCACCUCCCGACUCAUCUCCGGCUACGACAGCUACGGGAACACCUGCGGCCAGAACAACAGCCGGGUGGAGGGCGUGGCGCUCAGCGGGCGCGACAUGAGGGAGAACCGGUACGUGUUCUUCUUGGAUCCGUGUAACCUGGACUUGAUCAACAGGAAGAUCAAGUCCGUGGCGUUGUGCGUCUCCAAGUGUCCGUCAGCAGAGCUGAAGACGCUCAGCGACCUCAAGAACUUCGCCCUGAAUAACGGAUCUCAUCUCUGCUCCUACGACGUUUCUCCUACGAGAUACACGAGUCACUCGGAGAGAUCCACCAAAUGUCCCAAACUGCCGGUUCCUCCAAGUAAGUCGGUGCCUCUGCUCCGCCGCUGCGUCCCGGUGGACAUCGGUUGCUAUGCAGAGUUCGCCCAGUCCUUCAUCACCUUCGUCAGUGACAACAGCGUUCUGCGCCGCGUCAUCGCCGGCGUGAUGGCCAGCAAGGAGAUCAUCAUGGGCCUCUGUGUGCUGGCGCUGGUGCUGUCCCUCAUCAUGAUGGUGGUGAUCCGCUACAUCUCUAUAGUUCUGGUGUGGAUCCUGACGGUCCUGGUGAUCAUCGGAUCCAUCGGUGGGACCGGCGUGCUCUGGUGGCUCUACGCGGACCACCGGAAAGCCCUCGACAACAACAGCCUGUCGGUGUUUGGGAAAGAAGUGGCCUCGGACAACGUGACAGCGCUGCUGGUGUACGCCAUCGUUGCCACGAUCUUCACGGUGGUGCUCCUGCUCCUCAUGUUCUUCAUGAGGAGGCGCGUGGCUCUCACCAUCUCCCUGUUCCACGUGGCCGGCCAGGUGUUCACUCACCUGCCGCUGCUGGCCCUGCAGCCCUUCUGGACCUUCCUCUGCCUCCUGCUGUUCUGGGUCUACUGGGUCACGGUGCUGCUCUCCCUCGGGGUCUCAGGGACGCCGGUGAAGAACAACUCCACAGGUGAGGUGGAGUACCAGAUGCAGGGCCCGCUCCAGUACCUGGUCUGGUACCACGCCGUGGGCCUCAUCUGGGUCAACGAGUUCAUUCUGGCCUUCCAGCAGAUGACCAUCGCCGGAGCCGUGGUCACCUACUACUUCACGAGGAACAAGUCCCAGCUGCCGGUGACGCCCAUCCUCUCCUCCAUGGCUCGAACCAUCCGGUACCACCUGGGCACUCUGGCCAAAGGCUCCUUCAUCAUCACGCUGGUGAAGAUCCCUCGGCUCAUCAUCAUGUACGUCCACAGCCAGCUCAAAGGGAAGGAGAACGCGUGUGCUCGCUGCGUGCUGAAGGCGUGCGUCUGCUGCCUGUGGUGUCUGGAGAGGUGCCUCGCCUACCUGAACCAGAACGCGUACGCCGCCACGGCCAUCAACAGCACCGACUUCUGCACCUCCGCCCGCGACGCCUUCCUCAUCCUGGUGGAGAACGCCCUGCGAGUGGCCGCCAUCAACACCGUGGGCGACUUCGUCCUCUUCUUGGCGAAGGUGCUGGUGGUGUCCUGCACGGCGUUCGCCGGCGUGCUGGCGCUGAACUACCAGCGCGAGUACACGGUGUGGGUGCUGCCGCUGCUCAUCAUCGGCCUCUUCUCCUUCCUGGUGGCGCACACCUUCCUCUCGGUGUUUGAGAACGUGGUGGACGUCCUCUUCCUCUGCUUCGCCGUGGACUCUAAGUACAACGACGGCAGCCCCGGCCGCGAGUUCUACAUGGACAAGGCUCUGAUGGAGUUCGUGGCGAGCAGUAAGAAGUCGGCUUGGUCUGCAGACGGAGACGGGCGGGAGAUGAAGUCCAUGGCAUCUGGCGGGCCUUCUGCUUGACCGGAAACAACGAAACCACUAAACAGACUUUCAGAGUUUUUGCUUCUUCACUCCAGGUCAUAAAGAUAAAGGUUUUAUACUGACAGAGUUUAUCUUGUAUUUUUUAUUUUUGAGUGAGGGUGAUUUUAAUGUAAAGUGUGACACUAAAAGUGUAAUGUGGGUCUGUGGGUGUGUUUUAAUACUAAUGUGACGCUGAGCUUCAUUUCCUCUUUUACUCAAAAUAAUGUUUCAUGUUUCAUGUUUUGCAUGUUUUACCUCUGGUCCAUAAUGAGUGUGAAUCCUGCAGUUUGAAUUAUUCUGUGGACAAAUGUUUUAAACGUGUGCUAACGGUGUCAAAGGCUGUUUGAGUUUUAUUACACAUUUUAUACUCAAAUAAAUUAAAACAUAAAGUUG